Messenger RNA from Penicillium waksmanii, 2307 nucleotides. RefSeq names its product 5-methyltetrahydropteroyltriglutamate--homocysteine S-methyltransferase. Lineage: Eukaryota; Fungi; Ascomycota; Eurotiomycetes; Eurotiales; Aspergillaceae. The transcript has 2 exons. The record is from RefSeq and is a predicted model, not a curated record. Gene Ontology annotation, molecular function: zinc ion binding; 5-methyltetrahydropteroyltriglutamate-homocysteine S-methyltransferase activity. The coding region runs from base 1 to 2307 and encodes 768 amino acids.
AUGGUUCAAUCCGCCGUUCUCGGUUUCCCCCGUAUGGGUAGACUUCGUGACCUGAAGAAGGCCACUGAAGCUUACUGGGGUGGCAAGAUCUCCCGCGAUGACCUCCUCGCUGAGGGUAAGCGUCUCCGUGCUGAGCACUGGAAGAUCCAGCAGGCUGCUGGUGUCGAUUCCAUCCCCUCCAACGACUUUGCCUUCUACGAUCAGUUCCUCGACCACUCCCAGCUCUUUGGUGUGAUCCCCCAGCGUUACAGCCAGCACAAGCUGGACCCUCUCGAUGAGUACUUCGCCAUGGGCCGUGGUCACCAGAAGGAUGGUGUCGAUGUCCCCGCUCUGGAGAUGGUCAAGUGGUUUGACUCCAACUACCACAUUGUCAAGCCCGCUGUCCAGGAGAACCAGCAGUUCAAGCUGAACGCCAACCCCAAGCCCGUUGUUGAGUUCAAGGAGGCCCUUGCGCUUGGUAUCAAGACCACCCCCGUCGUUGUCGGUCCCGUUACUUUCCUGGCUCUCGCCAAGGCCGACCGUGGCCAGAACGUUGACCCCAUUGACCUCCUCCCCGCUCUUCUGCCCCUCUACGUCGACCUCCUGGCUCAGCUCAAGGCUGCCGGUGCGGAGAAGAUUCAAUUGGACGAGCCUGUUCUUGUCCUGGAUCUGGCUGAGAAGGUGAAGGCUGCUUUCAAGCCCGCCUACGAUGUUCUUGGCAACCUCGGCGCCAAGGCCCCCAAGAUCACCCUUGCCACCUACUUCGGAGACAUCGUCCACAACAUUCAGGUUCUGAAGGACGUCCAGAACGUCGAUGCUAUCCACGUCGACCUCGUCCGCAACCCCGAGCAGCUCGACACCGUUGUCGCUGCCCUGGGCCCCAACCAGACUCUGUCCGCCGGUGUUGUAGAUGGCCGCAAUAUCUGGAAGGUGUCAUAUAAGAACGCCCUAGAGAUCGUGGAAAAGGCCAUUCAGAAGCUCGGAAACGAGCGCGUGCGUGUGGCCACUAGUAGCUCGCUCCUUCACACUCCUCACACACUGGAGAGCGAGAAGAAGCUUGAUCCCGAGGUCCGUGACUGGUUCAGCUUCGCUAGCGAGAAGGUCAAGGAAGUUGUUGUCAUCGCCAAGGCUAUCACCGAGGGCCCUGCGUCCGUUGCCGCUGAGUUGGAAGCCAACGCCGCCUCUAUGAAGAGCCGCGCUACAUCUACCCGGACAAAUGACCCCGCUGUCAAGGCCAGACAGUCCAAGGUCACCGAGGCUGACCACAACCGCAAGUCUGACUUUGCUACCCGCAUUGCUCUGCAGACAAAGGACAUCAAGCUCCCUCUCUUCCCCACCACCACUAUUGGUUCUUUCCCCCAGACCCAGGAGAUCCGUAUCCAGCGCAACAAGUUCACCAAGGGUGAGAUCACUGCUCAGGAGUACGAGAAGUUCAUCGAGAAGGAGAUCGAGCACGUUGUCAAGCUCCAGGAGGACCUUGACCUGGACGUCCUGGUCCACGGUGAGCCCGAGCGUAACGACAUGGUGCAAUACUUUGGUGAGAGACUCCAGGGUUACGUUUUCACCACUCAUGCUUGGGUUCAGAGCUACGGUUCCCGCUGCGUGAGACCUCCUAUCGUUGUCGGUGACAUCAGCCGCCCGGCUCCCAUGACUGUGAAGGAGAGUGCCUAUGCUGUCUCUCUCACCAAGAAGCCCAUGAAGGGUAUGCUCACUGGUCCUAUCACCUGCCUUCGGUGGUCUUUCCCCCGUGACGAUGUCCACCAGAGCGUCCAGGCUCAGCAGCUUGCUCUGGCCCUGCGUGAUGAGGUUAUCGAUCUCGCCAACGCCGGUGUUAAGGUCAUCCAGGUCGACGAGCCUGCCCUUCGUGAGGGUCUUCCUCUGCGCACUGGCCCUGCUCGCGAGGCUUACAUUAAGUGGGCCGUGAAUGCAUUCAAGCUGGCCACUGCCGGUGUUGAGGAUAACAUUCAAAUCCACUCUCACUUCUGCUACUCCGAGUUCCAGGACUUCUUCCACGCCAUUGCUGCCCUCGAUACCGAUGUUCUGUCCAUCGAGAACAGCAAGUCCGAUGCUAAGCUGCUCAAGGUCUUCCUUGACCAGAGCUUCGACGCUCACAUCGGCCCCGGUGUUUACGACAUCCACUCCCCUCGUAUCCCCACUGAGGAGGAGAUCAAGGAGCGUAUUGAGCAGAUGCUCCAGUUCCUCAAGCCCGAGCAGCUCUGGAUCAACCCUGACUGUGGCCUGAAGACCAGAACCGAGGCUCAGACCAUCGGCCAACUGAAGUCGCUCGUGGCUGCCGCCAAGUUCUACCGUCAGAAGUACGCCCAGUAA